AUGUUUGCAUCUUCGGAAUAUCAAGAUGACCAUGCUCCACUGUGGUCAUUUGUUACAAUAAAGGAAAAGAUAGGAGAUGGGGGUGGUAAUAGGCUGUGGAGUUGUAAUUUUUGUGAAAAAGUUGUCAAAAGUUCAUACUCUAGGGUUAAAGCACAUUUGCUCAGAAUUUGUGGUAGUGAAAUUGCUACCUGUCCGAAAGUUACUGAUGCAUAUUUGGUUGAUUUGAGGAGUGUUUGUGAAGAGGCUGAAAACAGAUUAAAGUCUAAGAAUGUUCCUUUACCUACUAACAAAAGGACUCCAACACCACCAACAUUACCACCAAAAAGAAGAAAAUCAAGCAAUAUAGAGAGUGCAUUUAAUAUUGAGGAUAGGAAUCAUCUUAGAGCAGAGAUAGCAAGGAUGUUUUAUUCUGCCGGCUUGUCAUUCCAUCUUGCUACAAAUCCACAUUUUGUUAGUUCUUAUUCAUUUGCUGCUAAUUGUAAUCUAAGUGGGUUUCUUCCUCCUAGUUAUAACGCAUUGAGAACUAUUCUUUUACAGCAAGAGAGGUCUCAUAUUGAAAGGUUGCUUCAACCUAUCAAAUCUUUGUGGAGUUUAAAAGGAGUUACAUUGGUUGUAGAUGGUUGGACAGAUGCUCAAAGAAGACCUUUGAUAAGCUUCAUGGCUAUAUCUGAAGAAGGACCUAUGUUUUUUAAGGCCAUUGAUGGGUCCAAGGAGUACAAGGACAAACAUUACAUGUUUGACUUAUUAAAGGAUGUAAUCAAGGAGGUUGGGCCACAAAAUGUAGUCCAAGUCAUAACUGAUAAUGUUCAUGUUUGUAAGGCAGUUGGGUUAUUGAUAGAAGCUGAAUUUCCUCAUAUUUUUUGGACCCCUUGUGUGGUUCAUACUUUGAAUCUUGGAGUGAAAAACAUUUGUGCUGCAAAGAAUGUUGAUGGUAAUGAGAAUGUCUUCAAUGAAUGUGGGUGGAUUGCUGAAGUAAUUGGCGAUGCUUCUUUUAUCAAGGUUUUCAUUAUGACUCAUUCAAUGAGAUUAGCAAUUUUUAAUGAGUUUUCUUCUCUUAAAUUGCUUUCAAUUGCUGAAACUCAUUUUGCCUCUAUGAUAGUCAUGUUAAAAAGAUUAAAAUUGUUGAAACGUUGUUUGCAAAAUAUGGUCAUUAGUGAUCAAUGGAUAUGUGACACCGAUGCUUCUAAUCUUCACUUAGUGUAUGAAAUGUGGGAUUCUAUGAUAGAAAAGGUGAAGACAACCAUCUAUAGGCAUGAUGAAGUGCUAGAAAAUGAAGUUUCUAAUUUCUUUGAAGUUAUUCAUGAAAUACUUAAUUCUAGGUGGAGUAAGAGUUGUAAUCCACUUCAUUGCUUAGCUCAUUCUCUAAAUCCAAGGUACUAUAGUGAUAAUUGGCUUAAUGAGGUUCCAAAUAGGGUUCCUCCUCAUAGAGAUGAUGAACUUUCUAGCCAAAGGAAUAAAUGUCUUAAGAGAUAUUUUCCACAUGUUAAUGUUAGGAAAAAAGUUUAUGAAGAAUUCUCUAAAUUAUCAUCUUGUGCGGGUGACUUUGGUUCAUUUGAUUCAAUUGAGGAUAGAUGGGCAUUAGAUCCAAAAACUUGGUGGGUGAUGCAAGGAUCCUCUACACCUAUACUCCAAAAGGUUGCUUUAAAGCUUCUAGUGAAGCCAUGUUCUUCCUCAUGCUGUGAGAGGAAUUGGAGUACAUACUCCUUUAUUCAUUCUUUGAAGAGAAACAAAAUGGAUCCAAAGAGGGCUGAAGAUUUGGUUUUUGUGCACUCUAAUCUUAGGCUUUUGUCUAGAAAAGAGGAAGGGUAUAAAAAAGGAGAGACAAGAUUGUGGGACAUUAAUGGAGAUGUACAUGAUCCACUUGAUGAUAGUGCUGGAGUUCUUGAAAUGGCAGAUUUAUCUCUUGAUGAGCCAGAUUUAGAAGCUAUGCUUUUCUUAGAUGAUGUCUCACAAUUUGUCAGUGUCACUAUCUCUUUUGUGGUUGAGGAAGACGUCCUUAAUGGAGCCUGUCCUACAGAAGAGAAGAGUGAUUGCUUGGAAGCAGGAGAUGUAACCAACAUAGCAUUGGAUCCGUUAUUCAUGUUUGUUUUCCAUUUGGGUGUUAAUGGUGCAGCUAUUUCUCAUGUUAUAAACCUUAGGUUUUCUUGA
Glycine soja is the source of this 2148-nucleotide messenger RNA. RefSeq lists its product as uncharacterized. Bases 1 to 2148 code for a protein of 715 amino acids. The transcript has 4 exons. Gene Ontology annotation, molecular function: DNA binding; protein dimerization activity. Lineage: Eukaryota; Viridiplantae; Streptophyta; Magnoliopsida; Fabales; Fabaceae. The record is from RefSeq and is a predicted model, not a curated record.